AUGGAUGUAGCUCUCAAUACAGUCCAUAUUGACCAAAGUGUUUUGAAGUCGAUGAGCAGUGAGAAAAUGAAGGAGUUUACUUCAGCCGAAGCAAGUUCAACCAAAAAGUACGAGAUUGAUGUUUCUCCAAUACCAGAGGAAUUUCCUGAUAUGGGGACCAAAGCUGCAGAUAUUUACCCGUUGCCUUUGUCGCAUGAAAACCAGUGUACAACUCUUGGCGUGGCAAAUAACCUUGAAUUGUUUCAAGAGGAAUUUGAUUUUAAAAGCAACAAGAAUGUGAAGUAUUUACCGCUGAAGAGCUCUGGAAAAGAGUUCGAUUUGGAGCAGGCUUAUAAACGGUUUGCAUUUUUGCGGAAACUGGACAGGCAUAAAGAACAACAGGAAAAGUACGAGAAUACAUUGCGUAGUUGUACGUCAUCUGAACAGUCUGACCACGUUGAAGAAGCUUUUGUAGUUGUUGAGAGUGAAAGCGAAGACAGUGAUGAUGAAUAA
Molecule: messenger RNA, 492 nt
Organism: Paramuricea clavata
Lineage: Eukaryota; Metazoa; Cnidaria; Anthozoa; Malacalcyonacea; Plexauridae
Source: the annotation of a GenBank genome assembly